AGGAUCGGGAGCAGCGUCCGAAGGGGCUGGAAGGCUUAGCCGAGGAGGGCGGGGAGACGUUACGUUGACGCUGGCGUGACCCAGCCCGAGAAUUUGGCGGGAUCUCCGAAAGUUGCAGUGCUCCGGGCGCGCCGUGGCCUGAAACCGAGGUCUGAGGAGAGCGGAGACGCACCCGGAGGGACGCAGUUGGGAGCUGAGUUUCGCCUGGGUUGUGUGCAGAAGGCCGGAACAAGGGAGUAGAGAAGUGGGCAGGAAGCGAAGGGGUCUGGAGUCCGUCCCGGCCGGGCGCGGACCGAGCCAGCGGACAGAAGUCGGGGCGCGCAGCCAGUGGGAGCGAGGAGCGCUGCGUACCAGGGUGAGGGUGUUAGGCGCGGACUCGGUUCCUUUUUGCCUCAGGUAUUGAAUGCUGAGUAAUGGCUAUGCAAAUGCAGCUUGAAGCAAAUGCAGAUACUUCAGUGGAAGAAGAGAGCUUUGGUCCACAACCUAUAUCUCGAUUAGAGCAAUGUGGCAUAAAUGCCAAUGAUGUGAAGAAAUUGGAAGAAGCUGGGUUCCAUACUGUGGAGGCUGUUGCCUAUGCACCAAAAAAGGAACUAAUAAAUAUUAAGGGAAUUAGUGAAGCCAAAGCUGAUAAAAUUCUGACUGAGGCAGCCAAGUUAGUUCCAAUGGGUUUCACUACUGCAACUGAGUUCCACCAAAGGCGAUCAGAGAUCAUACAGAUCACUACCGGCUCCAAAGAACUUGACAAACUACUUCAAGGAGGAAUUGAGACUGGAUCAAUUACAGAGAUGUUUGGAGAAUUCCGAACUGGGAAGACUCAGAUCUGUCAUACAUUGGCUGUAACAUGCCAGCUUCCCAUUGACCGAGGUGGAGGAGAAGGAAAGGCCAUGUACAUUGACACUGAAGGUACUUUUAGGCCAGAAAGGCUGCUAGCAGUGGCUGAGAGAUAUGGUCUCUCCGGCAGUGAUGUCCUGGAUAAUGUAGCAUAUGCUCGAGGGUUCAACACAGACCACCAGACCCAGCUCCUUUAUCAAGCAUCAGCCAUGAUGGUAGAAUCUAGGUAUGCACUGUUAAUUGUAGACAGUGCCACUGCCCUCUACAGAACCGACUAUUCGGGUCGAGGGGAACUUUCAGCCAGGCAGAUGCACCUGGCCAGGUUUCUGCGGAUGCUUCUGCGACUUGCUGAUGAGUUUGGUGUAGCAGUGGUGAUCACCAACCAGGUGGUAGCCCAAGUGGAUGGAGCAGCCAUGUUUGCUGCAGAUCCUAAAAAACCUAUUGGAGGAAAUAUCAUUGCUCAUGCCUCAACAACCAGACUGUAUCUGAGGAAAGGAAGAGGGGAAACCAGAAUCUGCAAAAUCUACGAUUCUCCCUGUCUUCCUGAAGCUGAAGCUAUGUUUGCCAUCAAUGCAGAUGGAGUGGGAGAUGCCAAAGACUGAUUCAUUGGGGCUUUUCCUGUGAUAAAGCUUAAGUGCUACAGCCUAAUGGAGAGGACUGCUCCCUGGGGCUUCUUCACAGGCCUCUUCCUGUUUUCCUGCCAGAAAAAGGCUUCUGGAAAAACACCUAUUCUAUCAGCUUUUCUGAUGGUGUAAACAGGAGACAGGUCAGUAGUCACAAACUGAUCUGAAAUGUUUA
This is a messenger RNA of Neofelis nebulosa (Clouded leopard), 1629 nucleotides long. It is a transcript of the gene RAD51, whose product is annotated as RAD51 recombinase. The transcript has 10 exons. Lineage: Eukaryota; Metazoa; Chordata; Mammalia; Carnivora; Felidae. Gene Ontology annotation, biological process: reciprocal meiotic recombination; mitotic recombination; DNA strand invasion. Gene Ontology annotation, cellular component: condensed nuclear chromosome. The record is from RefSeq and is a predicted model, not a curated record. Bases 414 to 1433 code for a protein of 339 amino acids. Gene Ontology annotation, molecular function: ATP hydrolysis activity; ATP-dependent DNA damage sensor activity; ATP binding.